This is a messenger RNA of Hemibagrus wyckioides, 3550 nucleotides long. RefSeq names its product TBL1X/Y related 1b (gene tbl1xr1b). The transcript is spliced from 16 exons. The record is from RefSeq and is a predicted model, not a curated record. Gene Ontology annotation, cellular component: histone deacetylase complex. NCBI's taxonomy places the organism in Eukaryota, Metazoa, Chordata, Actinopteri, Siluriformes, Bagridae. Gene Ontology annotation, biological process: regulation of transcription by RNA polymerase II. Bases 346 to 1875 code for a protein of 509 amino acids. Gene Ontology annotation, molecular function: transcription corepressor activity; protein binding.
GUCGGUUUUGCUUCCUCUGAGCCGACUAGCUUGCUCCAUACGACUUUCUGAAAAGUCUCAUUACUCCCCCCAUUACACACACAUUAAACCGGGACAUGUUCAUUAAUCCUGCACAAACAAACAAACAAACAAAACACGCUGUUGGAAUUUAAGAGAAAAAAAAACAAACAAACAAGAUCUCGUGCGACGUCUGGAUUUUAAAAAACCGGCGCGUGACCCAGGAUCUCAACGUUGAAGAAUUCCUGCAGGCUUCCCGAUGGAUCGCACGUGUGUGAGCGUCUGAUCCAACCUCUGAUCUCAUGGCUUCUCUCUCGCCCUGACGUCUUGGUUUAGCCAGGAUCCAAAAUGAGCAUAAGCAGCGAUGAGGUCAACUUCCUGGUGUACAGAUAUCUACAGGAGUCGGGAUUCUCUCACUCAGCGUUCACGUUUGGCAUAGAGAGCCACAUCAGCCAGUCGAACAUCAACGGUGCACUCGUUCCCCCCGCAGCGCUCAUCUCCAUCAUCCAGAAGGGCCUGCAGUAUGUCGAGGCCGAGGUCAGCAUCAACGAGGAUGGCACGCUCUUCGACGGCCGCCCGAUCGAGUCUCUGUCCCUCAUCGACGCCGUGAUGCCCGAUGUGGUGCAGACACGUCAGCAGGUGUACCGCGACAAGCUAGCACAGCAGCAACAGGCCAUACCGGGGACAGCAGGCAGCGCCGGGACCAAGAACGGAGAGAGCGCUGCGAACGGAGAGGAGAAUGGCGGGCACGUCUUAUCUAAUCACCAUUCGGACAUGAUGGAGGUGGACCGGGCGGUGGAGAUCCCGGCCCAUAAGGCCAUGGUGCUGCGUGGACACGAGUCUGAGGUUUUCAUCUGUGCCUGGAAUCCGGUCAGCGACCUGCUCGCGUCAGGGUCUGGAGACUCGACGGCGAGGAUCUGGAACCUGAGCGAGAGCAGCUCAGGAGGCUCCACCCAGCUGGUGCUGCGCCACUGCAUCCGUGAAGGAGGCCAGGACGUGCCGAGCAACAAAGACGUCACCUCACUGGACUGGAAUAGUGAGGGUUCACUGCUAGCCACCGGCUCCUACGACGGUUUUGCCAGAAUAUGGACUAAAGAUGGUAACCUUGCCAGUACUCUAGGCCAACACAAGGGACCUAUAUUUGCUCUCAAGUGGAACAAGAAAGGCAACUUUAUCCUCAGCGCCGGUGUCGAUAAGACCACAAUUAUUUGGGAUGCACACACCGGAGAAGCCAAGCAGCAGUUUCCAUUCCACUCAGCUCCCGCUCUUGACGUGGACUGGCAGAGCAAUAACACGUUCGCCUCCUGCAGCACAGACAUGUGCAUCCAUGUGUGUAAACUGGGCCAGGACCGGCCGGUCAAAACAUUCCAGGGUCACACGAACGAAGUGAACGCAAUCAAGUGGGAUCCCACCGGCAGCCUCCUGGCCUCCUGCUCCGACGAUAUGACGCUAAAGCUUUGGAGCAUGAAGCAGGACACGUGCGUUCAUGACCUGCAGGCCCACAGCAAAGAGAUUUACACCAUCAAAUGGAGUCCCACCGGACCUGGAACCAACAACCCCAACGCCAAUCUCAUGCUGGCCAGCGCGUCAUUCGACUCUACGGUGCGGCUGUGGGACGCCGAGCGUGGUGUCUGCGUACACACUCUGACACGGCACCAGGAGCCCGUCUACAGCGUAGCUUUCAGCCCGGACGGCCGCCACCUCGCCAGCGGCUCCUUCGAUAAAUGUGUGCACAUCUGGAACACACAGAGCGGCGCUCUUGUAAACAGCUACAGAGGGACAGGCGGGAUCUUCGAGGUGUGCUGGAACUCCACCGGUGAUAAAGUGGGAGCGAGCGCAUCAGACGGAUCGGUUUGUGUAUUAGACUUGCGGAAAUGACUCUGCCAAGGGGGACGCCAUGCAUCGACAAAGAAUGUGCAGCUCGCCAAAUCCACAGACUCUCCUCACACGACCAAUAAAAUCAUCCACGCCCCCAGGAUCCAAUUUUUUUUCUUUUUUUGUUAUUAUAGAUUCACUUCCCCCUUUCCGCCAUAUCAAGAGUCAGUCUGCGACAGAUUUACAUCCUCGGUGAUGCGAGCAGCAGAAAGUGUCCUGAUAACACACUGAACACGAAGCGGUUUGAUUUUUUUUAAUCAGUCUGAUGAAGGCCAUUAGGUCAGCGAUAACGAUUCAGCGUAUUGAACGGCUUAUUGUGUGUAUAUAUAUGUGUGUGUGUAUGUAUGUAUGUAUGUAUAUAUAUAUACACACACACACACACACACCAGCUAUGCAACGUUAACGGCUAGACAAAACAAGUGAGUCGGUUCCUAAGAGACUUAACGAAAUUAUCGCCAAGACGACGUUUGUGUCUGAUCUCCGUGUCCCUGGCUAGCUGUAACAGUCAACACAGUUCGGGUUUCGUGGCUUCUUCCCGGAAAAAAAGUUCACAGGUCCACAGUGAUUAGUGGUCAUGAAUGAAUGAUCUCUAAAUCAGAGUAAAUUCGGUUUGCGUACUAAAAGGUUGGAGUUGUUUUUUUUGUUUUUUUUUUUUAUAAACGUGAACGCGACUACAACUACAUCUCCGAUGACGACGUGGAAUUUGCGCCCCGGUGUUCAUCUGAAAGCCGAAAAGAUGGUUCUCGUCCGAAGUUCUUAAGAACAACCAUCCGAGUUUCUUUUAUAAAAUACCAUUAGACAGUCAUAGGUUAUUUUUUUUUUUUUUUCUUUUUUAAACUCCAGAAGCGAAAGGACGGACUGCGGAGACGUUUCUUUCCUGCACUUUAGAUGGAUGCAAAGAACGCAAAGAAAUCCGUCCGAGCACUUAAUUCUGGAUGCGCCUUUUUUUUUUUUUUCUUUUUUUUUUGUAUCACGUGUAUUGACUUGAACGUUAACUAAGUUCUCUAGGAUGCUCGUCUCCAACACUUUUGGCAUCCCGAGUAUUUUCGCCUACUACGACUCUUCACGUUAUUUCGUCGAAUCAUAAUUCGCUUGAUUUUUUUUUCUUUCUUUCUUUUAUUUUUUUUUUUUCCGUCCAGAAUGUGGCUAAAAUUUUUGUAAAGAGAUGAGUAUUUUGAUGCUUGCUUGAACUAAUCGAUACUACAUAGAUUGUACCAUAAAGACGCCUAUUUAUUAUAUUGUCUAUGACAGUGGAAUGGUAUUUUAUAACGUUUUUGGUUUUAAAGACACGCUUUUUUACGGCGAAUCCUCCUUUCCGGGCUCGGCGCUCCUCGCCUCGCCGUGUUUGUUUUUUUUUUGUACUCUUUUUUGGAAUCUUUUUGUAAUUCUGCUUUGUUUGUAGUCAUCUGCGCGGAAAAAAAAAAAAUAUCUAAAAAAAAAUACAUAAAAAAAAAAUUAAAACAUUUUUCAAAUACAGGGCAUAUCGUUUAAAAUAAAAAAUAAAAAAUAAAAAAAAAUCGUGGACCAUGUAAAUAAAUACCUGUUCAACUCACUCGAACCCUCUCUCUCUCUCGCUCUCUUUUUCCCCCCCUUUCCUUCACUUCACUUUGUGUCAUUUUUUGACCUAAAAUAUUCCCUCCCUGUUGGUUCCCCCCCCCCCCCGCUCACUUUCUUGCAA